Gracilinanus agilis (Agile Gracile Mouse Opossum) is the source of this 601-nucleotide messenger RNA. RefSeq names its product cytoplasmic dynein 1 intermediate chain 1-like. The transcript is spliced from 5 exons. Lineage: Eukaryota; Metazoa; Chordata; Mammalia; Didelphimorphia; Didelphidae. The coding region runs from base 35 to 601 and encodes 188 amino acids. The record is from RefSeq and is a predicted model, not a curated record.
GCAGCCUCCGCUGCCGCAGCGCCAGGAAGUCGCAAUGUCUGACAAAAGUGACUUAAAAGCUGAGCUGGAACGAAAGAAACAGAGAUUAGCUCAGAUCAGGGAGGAGAAGAAACGGAAGGAAGAGGAGCGGAAAAAGAAAGAGGCUGACCUGCAGCAGAAGAAGGAGCCGACCCAAGAGGACUCCGACUUGGACCGCAAGCGUCGGGAGACCGAGGCCCUGCUCCAGAGCAUCGGCAUCUCCCCGGAGCCGCCGCUAGUGCAGACGCUGCACUUUGUAACAUGGGAUACCUGUUAUUUUCAUUAUUUAGUCCCAACCCCUAUGUCUCCCUCCUCGAAAUCAGCGAGCACGCCGAGCGAAGCCGGCAGCCAAGACUCCGGAGACCUGGGAGCGCUGACCAGCUCCAAGGUCUGCCGAGGGCUUCUCCAGCGGCACGAGGAUGGGCGCGGGCCGGGCGGGGGUCCGAGCCAGGCCUCAGCCUCGGCUCUCUUAGCUCCGAGCCCCCGCCUCGUGGGUGUCCAUCCCCCGCUUCUCUGGCCGUGCCCCUCGGCCCGUGAGCGCCGUCUGGCAGGGACGUGUUUCCAGGUUUCCCUUUCGGGCUGA